Monopterus albus (swamp eel) is the source of this 3013-nucleotide messenger RNA. Its product is annotated as synaptophysin-like. The transcript is spliced from 7 exons. The record is from RefSeq and is a predicted model, not a curated record. Bases 81 to 962 code for a protein of 293 amino acids. Gene Ontology annotation, cellular component: presynaptic active zone; synaptic vesicle; synaptic vesicle membrane. NCBI's taxonomy places the organism in Eukaryota, Metazoa, Chordata, Actinopteri, Synbranchiformes, Synbranchidae.
UCCUCCCCCGAACUGUUCCGGAUGCGACGCCUCCCUCCCUCCGCCCCUCUGAUCCUCUUAUCAGCGAGUAAGCGGCCAAGAUGGAUGUUGUAAACCAGCUGGUGGCCCAAGGCCAGUUCGUCGUAGUCAAACAGCCUUUGGGAUUUAUAAAAGUUCUACAAUGGAUCUUUGCAAUCUUCGCCUUCUCGACAUGUGGCAGCUACUCUGGCAUGUUCAAGAUGAGCGUGGAGUGUAAAAACCGGACAGAGAGUGACCUAGGCAUAGAAGUAGAAUUUGAAUAUCCGUUCAGGCUCCAUCAGGUUUACUUUGAUGCCCCCCUCUGUAAGGGAGGGAAAUCUGAGCGUCUAUUCCUGGUCGGGGACUACUCCUCCUCAGCUGAGUUCUUUGUCACCAUCGGUGUCUUUUCUUUCCUCUACUCUAUGGCAGCCCUCUCUGUAUACUGUUUCAUUCUGGAGAAGUAUCGUGAAAACAACAAGGGGGCUAAGCUCGACUUUGUUGUGACGGCAAUAUUUGCCUUCAUGUGGCUGGUUUCUUCAUGUGCUUGGGCUAAAGGCCUGUCAGAUGUGAAAACAGCCACUGACCCAGAGAAGGUCAUCACUCUCAUGUCAGCCUGUAAGGAACCAGAGAAUCUCUGCAAAGAGGUCCAUGACCCCAAGGUGUCUGGCCUCAAUACCUCUGUGGCUUUUGGCUUUAUCAACCUGAUCCUGUGGGUAGGAAACCUGUGGUUUGUGUUCAAGGAGACUGGCUGGAUGGCUAACGUUGCUGGAACAUAUGUUCCAUCACAGGAAAAGCAGCCUGCUCCCGAUUCUUUUGGCCAGGGAGGCUACGGUCAACGGGACCCCUACGCCGGCUCCCAGGAAGGCUACCAGCCCGACUACGGCCAGCAGGGAGGCUACAGUGAGGAUGGAGGUUACAGCCAGGGCUAUGAGCAGCAGCCCACCUCCUACUCUAAUCAAAUGUGAGCCUGUCCAUCUGAAACACAGCUGCAGGAUGGGCCACCUUGUGCUUUUGGAGUGUGGCUCUCGACCACCAUCUGCAUUUCCACACUCCUCUGUUUGUCUGUUUGUGUAUCUGUGAGUUGACAGGCAGAGGGAGGGAGACAUGGAGGGCAGACACCGGUGGGGCGCAGGGAUGGGGAAACACCACUGGGGAGCAGGACAUGGGGGUGAGGGUGGGAUGGGGGAAAUGGGUCUUUUGCUGUAACAUGAUGUUUAUUCUCGUGAUGUAUUUAACUGUAGAAGACAACAGAGGAUUGUCUGUUUGGUUAUACGAGAAACACUUGAAUACAAAUACCAAAACAUUAGCUGAUGAACAUUUAAGAGAAAUCUUGCAAUGGAAAAGACUUACAUUUAUGAAAAAAUUGUACUAAUAUUUAACUUGGGAGAAUGUAUUUGUCUGUGCUGUGUAAAUAGCGACAUGUUGAUAUAUAGGACUAUACGUAUGUACACAGUUGAAUAAUUUUGCACUCCAUAUUAGUUGUUAUACAACAAAUGUUGAGCACAGAGUUAUUCGGUCUAUUUUGGUUCUGUUCAGAAGCUCAUGUAGUUUAACCUUUGCCCUUCGAUCCCCUUAAAUUUCAUAUACUACAUUGAUGUUUUUAUUUAUUCCUGUCAGAAUAUAUGAACAUCUUUUAUAAUAUUUUAAGAAACAGAAUGAAGGCUGCUGAAAAUGUGUUAUAGAAAACAGAAGAGAAUUAUUGAUGUAAACACUGAGUAGAAAAAGACUAAUGUCUCGUAGGAGCAGUGAACACGUGAUAACAGUGAGUUGUGUGUCAGUCUUUAUAUUCUUUUUUUUUUUCAUCACCACUGUCGAGAAAAUGAUCUCUUGUACUGUAAUACACAAAAUAUUUUAAAUCCUGACAUACACAGUAAAAUAAAGUUGCAUAUGAUAUGGUUAAGCCAAUUAGUGAGCGUGGGGGCAUCUCAUAGAUGCUGUAUGGGUUCAGAAACCGCUGUAGUGUGCUAUCAGUAUGAAAGUUUGGGCAGUGAACAACAGUUUUAGCAGCAUUUUUUGUUUAUUUGUUUGGAUUUAUGUAAUGGCAUCAAACAAAUUUUGUCAUCAGGUUUUCCAUCGCCUUUUAUGUGGUCCAGAAAGUUGCAAGACAGAGUUAUAUAGUUUUUUAACAGGUGUUUCUAACACAUUGUAAUCAGUGACACAGAUAUUCACCUUAAUAUGAACUGUAGGCAAAUGAGAAUUAAGUAUACUACACUUUAAAGACCUUGGUUAUGCUGUGGCAAACACGUAGUCAUAUUUACUCUCCUGCAUCCUCACUCCUUUAUCUCUUCUCGUUCUGAAGGCAUGCAAAUUUACUGCAUGCAUCUUAUUCCUUAUGUCCUAAAGCAUUCCUAAACUUGUUUGAGAGACUGAAGCUUAAAGCUGCAGGAAAGUGUUAGAUCACAUACUCUGGUAUGUUUGAUCCAGCAUCAUGUUUACUGCACAGCACGUAGGCUGCAGCAGCUCUGCUCUAUUCCACUCAAAACACAAAGAAAGUGCUGCAAUAGCUUCUUUCUAGGUAUAAAUACACCUGUGUUACAGCCAAUCCUCUGUUUGCAGAUAUGAGACUGUGUUUGCCAAAUGGUAAGAGAUGUGUCUUGGUGUGUGUAGUUUUGCUUCCAGAUGUCCAUCUCCAGUAUAUCGAUCUAUUACACAGACUUGGAUUCACUCUUGUUUUUUAAUCAGGGUUCUUUGAUUCAGGCAUUGUAGAAGUAUCUGGCUUUCUCUCUUCCUCUAAAGUAGUUCCCAGACUUCUGUUGUUUCCCCUCUUUCUCUCGUUCACUGUAGCUCUUAUAAAUAUGCUCAAAUGAAAUAUACUCUGUUGUUAGUGGUGAAUAAUGUCUUGUGAUACUCUCUACACCUUUGGAUAGUGCUGUGUUUAUUGUGUAUGAUGUAUUCAUAUUAGUAUCUAUGAUAAGUCAGAGAAAAAAGAUAUCCAAGACCCUCCAGAAUUCUGAUGUACUCUUAAUAUAUGGGAUCCAUGUGAAACAAAAUGAAAUAAACUUCAAAUUAUUCUGUU